CGCCCAGCGGGCGCCCCUUGGGGCCCCGCCGCUCCCCCCAGGCCUGGACUGGGAAUUUGGUUGCGAUGGAGACCGUGUCCCUGGAGCACCAGAUCCAGAGUGUGCAGCGGCACAUCGCUUUCCUGAAGAAGGAGCAGAUGGAGCUGCUCCACGACCUGCACCUGGAGAUCCUCCGCUUGCAGAAGCACUGCACAGAGCUCACCCAUGACCUGGAGAUGAAAGAGCUGGAGGCCCGCCAACAAGACGUCCUGGACCGCGAGCUGGAGGAGAAGUGCCGGGCGAUGGAGGCCCAGCUGCAGGAGAAGGAGAAGGACAACCUGGAGCUGCGCAAGGAGCUGCAGCACAAGGAGACGCUGGUGGCUGCGCUGCGGUCCAGCCUCCGCAGCAAGGAGCGCCGGUUCCUGGAGGAGCUGAAGCGCCGGAGCCACCGCGUCACCAUCCUCGACACGGAGCUGCAGAAGCAGACGGAGGCGGCCGCCUACCUCUCCCUGCAGCUGCACGCCACGGCCCAGCGGCUGCCGGGCCCGCGGGCAGGCGGGCGGCCGCCCCCCGAGCAGCCCCCGGCCGAGGCGCGGCCCCGGCGCCGCGGCCACCGGGCUCGGCACCCGCCCGGGGACGGCGCCCGGCGCCGGGACCCCGCGCCGGAGGAGCACGAUGCCAUGCCCGACCCGGCGCUGUUCCUCUACACGCAGCUGGGCGCCGGGUUGCGUUCCCUGGCCCGGCUGCGGGGGGUGGGUGUGCAGCAGCAGUAG
Molecule: messenger RNA, 752 nt
Organism: Lonchura striata (white-rumped munia)
Lineage: Eukaryota; Metazoa; Chordata; Aves; Passeriformes; Estrildidae
Source: RefSeq, a predicted model, not a curated record